Messenger RNA from Aspergillus tanneri, 660 nucleotides. RefSeq names its product DUF1014 domain protein. The coding region runs from base 1 to 660 and encodes 219 amino acids. NCBI's taxonomy places the organism in Eukaryota, Fungi, Ascomycota, Eurotiomycetes, Eurotiales, Aspergillaceae. The transcript has 3 exons. Gene Ontology annotation, cellular component: nucleus. Gene Ontology annotation, biological process: transcription by RNA polymerase II. Gene Ontology annotation, molecular function: transcription coactivator activity. The record is from RefSeq and is a predicted model, not a curated record.
AUGGCAGGCAAGAAAGGAGGUGAGAACACCAAAAAGGCGGCUGGCAAUGCCCGCAAGGCAGAAGCCGCAGCCAACAAGAAGGCAGCUGAAGAUUCCAAGCGUGCCGCAGAGGAAGACAAGGCCUGGCAGAAAGGAGCUAAAAACAACUCCAAGAAGGAAGAUGCAGAAGCCAAGAAAGCCGAAGCAGCACGUAAAAAAGCCGAACGGGAUGCCAUGCUCGCCGCCGAAGAGGCCUCUCAACCGUCCAAGGGCAAGGGCAACGCUAAACAAGCGCAGAAGAAGACCCGCGGUCUGGACCUGGCGCAGCUCGAUGACGAGCCUGCGUCUCGGAAGGGAUCCACGCUUAAUGCUUCUGGUAUCGAUAAUGCUUUAGAUGCACUGUCGUUGACCAGCAAGGAUUCGUCCAAGAUAGAUCGACACCCAGAGCGGCGAUACAAGGCGGCCUAUGCAGCGUACGAGGCACGGCGCAUGCCCGAGAUUGAGCAGGAGAACCCGGGGUUGAGGAGACAGCAACGGAUCGAGCUAGUGAAGAAGGAGUUUGACAAGAGCGAGGAGAACCCGUUCAACCAGGCGCAUGUGGCAUUUGAUGCGUCUCGCGAGGAGCUGGCUAAUGUAAGAGAGGCAGAGAGAAGGAAGGUGGAAGCCAGGUUGGGGAAAUGA